AUGACAAGGCCAUUUAGAAGCGUCGUCAGCUUGGCACAAACUGCCCAGGCUCUGGCCGGACCAUCCACUUUCAGACCUCUCCGACCGGCCCUCCCUCUCCUCUCCCAGCCAUCUUCAUCCCGAUCAGCCUCCUUCUCAGGAUGGGAGCAAUACGUACCCUCCAUUCUUCGCCCAAAGCGAAAGACGGCAACCCCUGCUGUUGUCGAGCGGACGUCAGAGACGAGCGUGGAUAUUCCUCAAGAGGAACUAGCUGCGACGAGUACCGGGAGUCUGUUUGAGGAGAUUGCGCAGGAGGUGGUACAGUCUGAAAGGAGACGGAAGGCGACACAGCAUCGCUACUCUACCGCGCAACACAAAAUAUCUCCUCGGAAGCUGAAUGACCUCUCUCGCCAGAUAUCCGGUCUGCCCAUUGACGAAGCAAUCGUCCAGAUGCAGUUCUCGGAAAAGCGCGCGAGUUCUUGGAUAAAGUCGACGCUGUGUUUGGCGAGGGAUCAUGCGUUGGAUAAAGGCUUGGAGAGGGGGAGAUUGAUUGUUGCCGAAUCCUGGACCUCCAAAGGGCCCAAGAUCAAGCGCGUCGACAUCAAAGGUCGCGGUCGCGCCGGGAUAAAAUAUCACCCAUUGGCCCGCUUGCACGUCCUCCUGAAAGAAGGCAAAACCCGCAGCGAAAAGGACCAGCGGAGGUUUCAAAAGGAGCUGGGGCUUGUCCGGUCCGCGGGCGUCGUCAGGGAAGAUGGGGUGUUGCGGCGCAAGGUGGUCAGUGGGUGGGCUUGGUAG
Dioszegia hungarica is the source of this 774-nucleotide messenger RNA. Its product is annotated as putative 50S ribosomal protein L22. The record is from RefSeq and is a predicted model, not a curated record. Gene Ontology annotation, biological process: translation; ribosome assembly. Gene Ontology annotation, molecular function: structural constituent of ribosome. Bases 1 to 774 code for a protein of 257 amino acids. The transcript is spliced from 5 exons. NCBI's taxonomy places the organism in Eukaryota, Fungi, Basidiomycota, Tremellomycetes, Tremellales, Bulleribasidiaceae. Gene Ontology annotation, cellular component: mitochondrial large ribosomal subunit; ribosome.